AUGGAGCAGGCCCGUCCCCUCAAACACACGGACAUUGAUACAAAGGGUCCAAUGUAUCAUUGCCUCUCCGCUAUUCAGACCUCCUUCUGGAAACUGUAUCAGAGUGGCAGGUUUGCCGACUUCACUGUGACCUGUCGAGGUCGAACGUUUCGUCUGCAUAGGGCUAUACCUAGUGGAGGCGAUGACAUGCUUCCUAUGCGUUUGGCACUGACAAUCACCGAGCCGGACCCGAAAAGAGGAACAGUCAAUACGCCCAAUGUUGACGAGGUCAAUAUUGACGAGGAUCCCAAGCUUAUGGAGCUGCUAUUCCAGUUCCUGUACUUGGGAAAUUACUCGGACGGAGAGUACUCUGGCGAAAUCCCGUCGAUUCAGGGAGUCAUGGAUGCAAAGGAGAUCCAGGAAGAGACGCUGCUAAAUGUUCCAGAUACCAUCCAUACGAUGGACUUUGAGGCGGGGAGGGAGGAAGAUGAACUCACCGUGGAAAGUGAAUCCUGGGGCAGUGCUCAUGACUCGAACCCCUUUGAAGAAUCUGGAGACGAAGAAGAGUACGACUCUGACAACUCCGAAGAGGAAAAGCCUAUAACAAAGGACGAGAUGUGCGAUGCUGUAUACUACCCGUCAGCCUUGCGCACGUCUGUCCAGUUGUACGUCCUGGCGGACAAAUACAAGAUUCCUGUUCUUUGUCAGCUGGCGCAAGAAAGAUUCAUGCGCUCUGCCGAGAACCCGCGGAUGAAGAUCGACGACUUCUACAAUAUCAUUGACACAGUAUGCACCUACACCCCGGCAGGCGAUCCUUUGCGGCAGUUUGUGUGCAACAUCAUCUCGCCCCAGUACUAUAGCGACAGCGAUAUUCGAUCAAGCAUGCAACGGACGAUGGAAAAGCACCCGGACUUUGCAGCUCUAAUGAUGAACAGUAUCUGUACUUUGGCAAAGAAUGACGAACUUACUAAACGUCUUCGGGAUCUUGCUGAAGAAGAAGAAGAAGAAUAA
Messenger RNA from Aspergillus steynii IBT 23096, 990 nucleotides. RefSeq lists its product as uncharacterized. The coding region runs from base 1 to 990 and encodes 329 amino acids. NCBI's taxonomy places the organism in Eukaryota, Fungi, Ascomycota, Eurotiomycetes, Eurotiales, Aspergillaceae. The record is from RefSeq and is a predicted model, not a curated record. Gene Ontology annotation, molecular function: protein binding. The transcript is spliced from 3 exons.